CAGUAAUGAUGAUGCCUAUUUCUCGUAUAUCGGCAAAAUACCUCAUCGUGUGAAUAAGAAUGAUCAUGCUCGCUCGAAAAUUACCGGCACAUACAGCUUGAACCAUCGACAACCGUUCUUCUAAGUCAUUCACAAUGUCACGGCUAAGGCAAAAGGUUCUCCCUGUGCUCGCAGCAUCUUCACUGCCUUCAUCCCAUAUCACUUCUGCGCCUGACAUAUCAUGGACUCGAGUUGGCCCCGGGAAAGACCAUAUCCUCUCAGAACUUGAGAGCUUGUACUGGGAUGGCGUCAAGGCCGAGCUUGAGAACAUCGUUCGCACGCUCAAAGCGUGGCAGCAGCCAGAAUUUGCUGAUGUCGCUAUUGAAGACGAGGAUGAUGAUCUCAUCCACGGCUUCGAUACGUUUCUUGACUCGGUCAGUCAGCAAUCUCGAGCACACGCCAUACGAUAUGGGAAAAUGAAGCAGGAACAGGCUCGGUAUAUGAAAAAUUGGUCAACUAAAAAUAAGGCAUAUGGGCGUAAAUUUGCCAAAGAUGCUUUUAUUGAUUCGAUAUCAGAUCGAAUCACACAGCAAGCAAGUGAUCAGAUCAAGAGUGAUGUAAGAGGGUUUAUUGAAGGCUUUCUUGAUAUGGAAAAACUGAUCGAGCAUCGUCCCCCUCCUGACAUGUUCGGCUUCUGGAAGAGGCCAGCUAUUCCCCAACUUGCGCUUUCAAAGUUCAAUGAUGACUUCACUCCAAAUUUUGAACCUCUUCGUUGCAUGCGAAAGCAAUGCAAGAAAGUUGUUCGAGGAAGCAUGUUCAUUCGCAACGACGAUGGCUCCGAUCCUGGCAAAAUCUGCGAAGAAUGUUAUCGAAAUCAUUACUACGGCAAAGACCCAUAUACGAAGACUUACAAACACUGUAUCCUGUCAGAGACAAUUACCCCUGAGAUCAGCAGGAAGUUGUGUACGUGUCAGAGAAUCAUUGAUGCCAGCAACAAUGAAAGCUUGUUCCCUAUAUCCUGGCUAGAAGGGCACACUGGCUACGGUAGCAAGAUCAAGGAUAAGUGCAAGCUUCUUCAACUUGGCGACGCGAUUGCUAUGGCCAAAUAUCUCGGCCUGCAAAGCAGUGUAGGAGCGAAGCCUCGGUCUCAGAAAGACAUCGAGAAGUCCAAUUGGAAGGCAAGAGUGGAGGAGCAGCAAAAAAACAGGUACACCUGGUCCUAUGGAUAUACAUCUUCUACCAAGGGAGAUGUUAGUGACUUCGAAGACGAGGAAGAGCCGAAGACAAGGAAUGAAUCUGGACCUCGGGGUGGGCGGCUCAAGAGGAUGAAGACUGUUCAGGAGACCAGUUUGCACGCGAACGACCGUUCACCUACUUCGACUAGCGUCAGCGUGGCGGAAGAAGCAGCAGAAGACGGAGAUAUCCCUCUGUUCUUCAGAAAGUACGUCGAGAAGUAUCCUUACGGAAAUGUUCACAUGGCACUCCGUGUUGGCCCUAUCGUCAUUGAGAACGGAGUCGCGCACACUAAAGGCGGUGCCCUCGUGUCUCUGCGGGAAAUGCCGAUCUUCCAUGAACGGUUCCAUCUGCAGACAAUGCCUGGCAGAGACCUCGCAGUUGGGGGUGGUCUGGAUCGUCCCGUAUGGAAACGCAAACGAAAGGCCACCGACCGCAAGAGAUACAAGGCCAUUAUGAAGCAAGUCGUCGGUGUGCCAUUCAGCGGAGAUUAUGCUUCACAUGAUCAGGAACUUUCUAUCGUUCAGGAUCUCUUGGCUGCCUGUAAACAGCCGUUUGACGAUCCCGGAUUGCCAACCUCUGAUCAAAUUAAGCUACUCGACAAAGUACUCGAGCCAGCUUUGGAGAAACUCAAGACGCUACUCAGUCUCAGACUAAGGGUAUAUCUCGGUAGUAUCUCAGAGCGGCUUCUGGACCAAGACGUUAAGCUGGCUUGGAGUGCAACACAUAACAACUGCCAGACUUUCUGCAGUUCACUCAUCGACAAGACGAUCUUCCAGCCUCUUGUCAAUGGGGAGCCUGGCGACCGGUCUGCUGAUGUGUCCCGUCUCUACACCAUGAGCUUUGUAUGCCCGGAUGAGGGAUACAAGAGACGAGGUGUACGAACCAAGUUUGAUGUUCCGUUCGGGCUCACUGAAGAAUACCUCCUCCGCUUCCACUUUGGUCGUCACGAUGAAUCUGAUAUCAUCGAUACAUAUCAAGAGUAUUGGUAUGACUGGGGUGCUUUUGGCAGCACGCUGUACAAAUACCAGGACUUGUAUCCUUGGGACUGUACAGAGGCUUAUGGGAGAUAUCCCACUAAAUGCGGUGACUGUAACCUUGCCAAGCAUGUUUGGGCUUUUCCAUUCGACUCAUGGUCUAUAUCCUCGCAUCAUCUCUCACGCGACCGUCACAUGUACGCACCAGCAUUGACUGAUCAGGACUUGACAGCUGUUGGCAAAGGUGCCUCUGCAACUUCGUGGAUGCGGAACCGACUUACAGUCCUCUCGGCUAUGUCUGUUCUUCACCGAGCUGCCACAGCCAUGGCUCAGUCAGUCAAGCUCCAAAAGGCCACUGCAUGGCUACACAAAGAUCUCACACAGAGCACCCUUGAUCCGUCUCUAGCAAGAGUCAAACUUGGUGGUAUUCACCGUGCUCAGCCAUGCAGCCACUACUACGAAGCGGGGGUUUACAGCCAUUUCUUCAUUGCUCCGUGGGCAACCCUCACUCGCGCCAAGCAAAUCGAGGCGUACGAACUUCAGCGAGACGGCCGUGUCGGUCUACCCGAUAUGCCAGCUUACCUACGAAAGCGACGUUUCAGCGGACACGCAGACUUGACACAAUACAACUAUGUUGACUUCGGAGGUACAAACCCUGCACCCGACAUCGACAUCAUCAACUUAUCACCCCAUCACCACAUAGGUAUGGAUAACGUAGAUGGCUGCUAUAGCGACUCCCACUUCAGUCCAACGUCCGAGAAGCCGUGCCAUGUCUGCGCAAGCGGGUGUGGAAGUUCAACACGCAACGCAGCAGACUGUGCAAGUGGGGAGACUAUCAGGAUGGCCGAGGCGGCUACUGCUGCUGCUCUCGCUGCAGAGAGUAUAUUGGACUUGAUCUAUACUUCUUAUCAGUGA
This is a messenger RNA of Fusarium oxysporum Fo47, 3104 nucleotides long. RefSeq lists its product as uncharacterized. The record is from RefSeq and is a predicted model, not a curated record. The coding region runs from base 135 to 3104 and encodes 989 amino acids. NCBI's taxonomy places the organism in Eukaryota, Fungi, Ascomycota, Sordariomycetes, Hypocreales, Nectriaceae. The transcript is spliced from 6 exons.